This is a messenger RNA of Tuber aestivum (summer truffle), 1711 nucleotides long. NCBI's taxonomy places the organism in Eukaryota, Fungi, Ascomycota, Pezizomycetes, Pezizales, Tuberaceae. The record is from the annotation of a GenBank genome assembly.
AGGUACCGGUACUCAUAGUGGGGUGCCAAGCCCUUGGUGACCCCCAUCACCCCCAUCACUUCUUAUUCCUGACCACCCGUCACUGACCCUGGUCAGGCUCGUGACUAGGCACUUAGCGCUGGCGGGUCCUCACAGCACUGACUGGUACGGUACUCGAGUAGGUGGGGUCUCUCGCAUUCUUUGGCUAGAGGGGAGCCAAAGUCUCAUGCGCUCGGGUAAUUGAAGCUUAAAUCGGCGGUUUGCGCGCCAUUUGGCGCCUUGCAGUGGCUGGGGAAAAUACUGUACUCGAGUACUCGUACGAGUACCCGAGUACUAGUACCACAACGCCGACUGCCGCGGGGGGAUGAAAAGGGAAAUUGGAGGACUGGAGUGCAGCCACACCUUGGAGAUAAGGCGACGCGCUAGCUGCAUUUUGUUCAGGGUUCCGGCUGGUGUGGUACGGUACCGCUAUCUACGGUACCAGUAAUCCUUCACGCGUUCUCCGUCGUUUGCUCCCGCACAAACGCGUUGAGAUAACGAACCCCCCCCUUCUUCACACGUUACAGUGCCGGCCUACGGUGACUCUGUUUCAGAACAUCGUCGGAUUCAAGGUUGCGAAUAAUCGUCGGUACUGUUCAACCAAGUCUCCCACGGGAUCGCACGAUGAUGGCAUCUUCUCUCUGCACACCUGCCUUCGCGCCAGCGACCUCGAAGCGUAAACGCCCCAUGGAUGAAUCGUUUUCACCCGACGAUUCUGGGUGCUUCCACUUGCAGGGAACGAUGGAGCUGCAACCUGGCAGGACGAUGAAGAGGUGGAGGAAUGGAAAGCCUCGUGAGGAGGAAGUAUACCGUAAGCCUCCACAACUGGGUUUCUACCGGCGCCGGGGUUUGGGCAUUCCGUGGCAUGGUCACGGCUGGUGUGAUAUAUAUCAUCCACUUGCAUGAAUAACUAGGCUAACCUGACGAUCACAGAGUACACCCUCCAAAAGUUGUUUUCCGCUCAGAGCUCGCAGCCAUCGCACACGCCUCCCACGUCGAACCUCUUCAAGGCCACACACACUCAAUCAUCAGCCCACAACGCCAACUCCACAACACCCACAGGCAGAGGCCAACGCGUCCUCACUGCUCCUCAACGGGUUAAUCCGUUUGACGUGAUGGCACAUACGAAGCCAUUAUCGAGCAAUAGUGCCGCGUUUUCCAAGUUAAUGUCUAGCACGUCGGUGGCCGCGUCAUCGCAAGCUCCCGAAGGAAUGGCCUCGUGCGAGGAUUGUGACCAACCUAUGGAGUUGAGUGGGUUUUCAGGGAUGGAUGAGGAAGGGAGGUGCGGGGCAUGUUCCAGGAGGGUUUGCGAGAGUGGUUGCUCCAUCUCUCUUGGCGAUGGUGCGAGACUCUGCUUGGACUGUGCUAUGAAGAGUUAGGGCUCGGAUAUCUCUUGGUGCUUGCCUCGUCGGAAGAUUUCGCCGUAUGGAAGUGGGAAGGCUUGGCUUGGUCGUGUGCUGCUUGCGCCUGGAGGAUUAGUUGGACCGGGUGCAUUAUAUCGGCAACUGGAUGUGGUGGUGGCCACGGGUUGUUUGGGGCGUUGUGGGCUUUCUUUCUCUCCUUUUUGGGAUUGGGUUUCUUCGUGGUUGUUGGUCCAUGGUAUUACUUGAUACUGUACCUUGUUUCUUAGCAUGUCUAUAAAGGGGUUUUUUUUUUCCCCUCUUUUCCUCGAAGACCAAGAAUUAUCAUAGAA